AGAUAAGAAAUGAUUUCCAAAUUUCUAAAUUAACAAUAAAAUAAAAAAAAUAAAAUAAAAAAACAGUCCAAUUAAUUGUGAGAACCAUAGAACCGCGGGUAAUUAAAUAUACCUCACGCAACGAAUCGUUUAAUCUGCAAUAGGUGAACGUGAGGAGAGUGAUACAGGAGAACUUUGUAACAGCACUAAUGUUUAUAAUUCUCACGCUGAAAUAUUAACAAGUUAAUACAUUAUUAAGAUUAUAAGUGUCAAUGAAACUUUAUAUACAUUAAAGUAUAUAACCAAAAAUGAAGUUUGCAGAACAUCUAUCUGCCCAUAUUACGCCUGAGUGGCGUAAGCAGUAUAUUAGUUAUGAGGAAAUGAAAGCAAUGCUUUAUACUGCAGUGGAGGAGGCACCUUCUUCGGAAAGCGUAGAACCAGAAGUGAUACAAAGGCACUUUGCUUCCUUCGAUGAAGUAUUUUUCACAUUUUGUGAUCGUGAAUUAAAAAAAAUUAAUACUUUUUAUUCUGAAAAGUUAGCAGAAGCAACACGUAAAUAUGCAGCAUUACAAAAUGAAUUGAAAACUGCUUUAGAAUUGCAACAUGGCAGUGGCAAAAACAAAGGAAAACCUAAUACCAAACCUCAUCUACCUACAAGAAAAUUACGAGAAUUGAAACUUGCAUUUUCAGAGUUCUAUCUUUCCCUCAUACUUUUACAAAACUACCAAAAUCUUAAUUAUACUGGGUUUCGUAAAAUUCUUAAAAAGCAUGAUAAGUUAUUGUCUGUGGAUAGUGGUUCAAAGUGGAGAAUAGAAUGUGUAGAAAUAGCACAUUUCUAUACUUCAAAAGAUAUAGAUAAACUUAUACAAGAAACAGAGGCAACUGUGACAAAUGAUCUUGAAGGUGGAGAUAGGCAACGUGCUAUGAAAAGACUUCGUGUGCCACCUCUAGGAGAACAUCAGAGCCCAUGGACUACUUUUAAAGUGGGAUUAUUUUCUGGAAGCUUUAUAAUUCUAUUUAUAGCAGUUGUUCUCUCAGCAAUAUUCCAUGAGAGUGGAGAAAAUUUGAAAGUAGCUUUUCGUUUGUACAGAGGGCCAUUGCUUAUCAUUCAGUUUUUAUUUCUCAUUGGUGUUAAUGUUUAUGGUUGGAGAUCUUCGGGGGUAAAUCAUGUUUUAAUAUUUGAAUUGGAUCCACGAAAUCAUCUCUCUGAACAACAUCUUAUGGAAUUGUCUGCAGUACUUGGAGUAGUAUGGACAUUAAGUCUAUUAAGUUUCCUUUAUAGUGCUAGUCUUAGUAUUCCACCAUAUGUAAAUCCUUUAGCUCUUGUCUGUCUUAUGCUGGCAUUUUUUCUGAAUCCAUUCAAGAUCUUUCGUCAUGAAGCACGUUUUUGGUUACUCAAAAUCAUUGGUCGUGUUUUAGUUUCUCCAUUUGCAUAUGUUAAUUUCGCAGAUUUUUGGUUAGCCGAUCAGUUAAAUAGUUUGACUACUGCUCUCUUGGACUUCCAUUUUUUAACAUGUUUUUACAUCACGAAUGGUAAUUGGCUCGAAGCAGGGAACACAAAGCAAUGUACAUCAGGAUCUUUGAUCCUCAGACCUAUUGUUAAUUGUUUACCAGCUUGGUUUCGUUUUGCACAAUGUUUACGAAGGUAUCGUGAUUCAAAAGAAGCAUUUCCGCAUUUAGCAAAUGCUGGAAAAUAUUCAACUACCUUUCUAGUUGUUAUAGCUAAUACGUUACAUAAUUAUCAUCAAGAUGAAUAUAGUAAUCAAUGGGAGAAUCCAUGGUUAUGGUCUUGGGUGGCAAGUUGCGUCGUUAAUUCAGUAUAUUCUUAUACAUGGGAUCUUAAGAUGGAUUGGGGUCUUUUGGAUAAUAAUGCUGGUGAAAACCGAUUUUUAAGAGAGGAAGUUGUUUAUUCUGCAGCGGCCUUCUAUUAUUUUGCAAUAAUAGAGGAUUUUGUAUUAAGAUUCAUAUGGGUUGCAAGUUUCAUUUUAAUACAAUGUGGACAUAUUUCCAACGACUUAAUGACAUCUAUAGUUGCACCCCUUGAAGUUUUUAGGCGUUUUAUUUGGAAUUUCUUUCGAUUGGAGAACGAGCAUUUAAAUAAUUGUGGUAAAUUUCGUGCUGUACGCGAUAUUUCCAUAGCACCAAUUGAAAGUUCUGAUCAAAUGCAAAUUCUUCGUAUGAUGGAUGAUGAAAAUGGAGUAUUAAACAGAGGUAAACGUAAAGGUGGUGGUAAAAAGCAAGGAAAUACCAAGGAAGAAAAGAGAGCAUUGCUUAAGGAAACUAUUGAUAUCGAUAUAUCGAAUGCUAGUUGAAAUUAGUAAGUACGAGAUGUAUAGAAAUAUAUGUAUAUUUGUAUAGAAUAUUGUACAUGCAUCUUAGAAUAGAUGGAAUCUUGUAGAGUUUCUUGAAUUAUGGAUGAUUAGACAAUAUUAAUUCAAUUUUGUAUAAAAUGUUAUAUCUGCAGUAUACGUACAUGAACAAAUGACACAGUUGAAGAAUAUAAAGGUAAUAUGUCUUAUGCGCCUUUUGUGUUAUUCCUAUAAAAUAGUCUCUUUCAACGUGUAAAUACUUAAUGGUAUAUGUCAUAAUAUUUUAUGUCAAGAGUCUUCCACUAUAAAAAUUUAUAAGGCACUUGAGAAUAUGAUUUAUAUUAAAUUGUUAAUUUUCAUCUAGUGAGUACGAUCUUCUAUAUUUAUGUACAUAUACACGCAUAAGUUUAAUUAAGUUUAAACCCAAGUUAUAUUCAAGUUUAUAGAGAAAGAAAAGAGGGCUCAUUCCAAAUGUUUUCGUUCCAAUCUCUGUUUUAUAUUCUAUGUGAUGGACACUUAUAUGAUGGAGUGCGCGCGCGCGUGCUCGUCUGUAUAUAUAUAUAACAUGUGUAUAUAUAAUAAUAUUCACAUACAUUACAUAUUCAAUAUAAAAAUAUAUAUUAAUAAUUUAAUUUAACGAUAAAGGUACCUUUUAUAUAGUCUGUUUAAAAUAUACAAAUAUGUUUAGUGAGUAAUUAAUUAAAUUUAAAUUCCAUAAGACAUAAUGUGUAGCUUGUAAAAAUUAUGAAUGAAUGGUGCAAUUAUAGAUUUAAUUACAGUAUUCAUAUUAUGAUCAGUUAAAUAGUACUUUAAAUAGUAAGACAGUAUUAUAGACAAUUUCGUUUAAUACUAUUCUUUACUGUAAUAAAUUUCAAAAAGGAUUAUUUUAAUAUUAUUUGUUUAAAACAUUAAAAAAAGCUUAACAACUUAUCAAUAACAUGCUUGUGAUUAACCAAACUUAAGAAUUGAAGUUUAUGUAGAAUCAUUGUUGAUCUUUUAAAAAUUAUUGCAUUUGUAAUAAAGUAUACUUAUUAUCGAAUUUGUACAAAAUUCGUUUUUAAAUUUUAUCAAACGAAUGAUUGCAUUUUUCUUAUCUUGUAUCUUUUUCAUUUAUAAAAUUAAGUUAAUGUUAAUUUUAUUUUUUAGUUGAAAAAAAUUAUUAAAAAGUAAAGAUUUUAUUAAUAUAUUCCAAGGAGAUAAAUUGUAUGUUAUUGUAUAAAGCAUAACAUAUUGUUUUACUACAUUUAUAUAUACAAAAGGUAUUUUAUAUAUUAUAAUGAUUUUGUUCAUGUUAUCUUUUUUUUUCAACAUGCAAUAUUAAAUAUGAUUUAAAUUAAUUAAUAUAAAGAGCAAGUUCUAAUACAAAAGCAACUCUAGAUGUUAAUGAAAAUUAUUUUUACUUUUUUUAAAUGUGCAUAGAAUCAUACAAAAGAUAUAAGUUGAUUUAUGAAUUGUACCUUUGUCUACAAUAGUUUUAGUUUCAAUGUAUUUCAAUUAUUUUUUAUGAAGUUGAUGUUAUAAUCUGAUCAAUGUAAUUAUUUUAUAUCUAUUUCUAUAUACGUUGUUUAAUCAAUAAUCGACGUAUGUUAUAUUAAAUAAAAAUCUCAUAUAUUUCCAUGAA
Molecule: messenger RNA, 3909 nt
Organism: Vespula vulgaris
Lineage: Eukaryota; Metazoa; Arthropoda; Insecta; Hymenoptera; Vespidae
Product: xenotropic and polytropic retrovirus receptor 1
Exons: 11
Coding region: 288-2291 (667 amino acids)
Biological process (GO): phosphate ion transport; cellular response to phosphate starvation
Cellular component (GO): cytoplasm; plasma membrane; Golgi apparatus
Molecular function (GO): inositol hexakisphosphate binding
Source: RefSeq, a predicted model, not a curated record